Messenger RNA from Mesorhabditis spiculigera, 969 nucleotides. The record is from the annotation of a GenBank genome assembly. Lineage: Eukaryota; Metazoa; Nematoda; Chromadorea; Rhabditida; Rhabditidae.
AUGCAACAGCAAUUUUUGCAAGGGCAACGGCUGAAGAAGCGGUACAUUGAUACUUUGAAGUUUAUCAAUGCCACCUAUGAUCCGACAGAGCUGUACGCUCGAUCUGCAGAUACGCCCAGAUGCAUUCAGUCGGCCGCGUCGAAUUUGGCCGCUUUUUACAGCGGAAGCACGCUGCAUCCGCAGAUUGAUGGUUGGCCAGUCAACUGGAUGCCGUACCCUAUUCACUCGGUCCCCGGGCCGGAAGACACGCUCGACGAGGAGGGCUCGAGCGAUUGCAAACGCAUCGGCCUGCUCAGAGGACGUCGGGAGAAGGAUACUGGUUAUGUGCAGUACCUUUUGAAAAACCAGGAUUUCCUGAAUCAACUGACCACCUGGGCCGGGAUGCCGAUCAAUGACGCCUACAGCAUCAAUAAGCUUUGGGACACGCUCUAUUGUCAGCGCGCGCACAACAUGACGAUGCCACCGUGGCUGAGCGACUCGAUUUGGUCGAAGCUGAACGAGAUGUUCAUCUACACCGACGAUUAUUUGGAUGGGAGCGCCGUGCCCGGGAUCGGCAACAACGAGAACACGGAGCUGCUAGCGCUGCGGAGCGGAGAGCUGCUCGGCCAGAUGCUGUCCAGCAUGACGGAUGCCGUCAACAACAAGCCGCACUGGAAAUUCCACGUCUACUCGGCUCACGAUUCGACGAUCACCGCCCUGCUGCGCAUCUACCACAAUAUGUACAGUGUUCUCGGGGUGAACAACCCGGGCUACGCGUCGCAUUUGGUGCACGAGCUGUGGAAGGAUACGAGUGGACAGUAUUACGUUCAGGUCCUAUUUUCGGAUGGUCCCUACACGGAUUACCGCUCCAUCACGUACACGCUGGACGAGUGCUCGCACUACGCGUCUGGAUGUCCGUGGAAAAUCUUCAACCAGGGCUACGCCUCCUACGUAAUCCCCAACUUUUGGCAGCGCUGCGCCCAGACGAAC